Messenger RNA from Mauremys mutica (yellowpond turtle), 3759 nucleotides. RefSeq names its product vertebrae development associated (gene VRTN). Gene Ontology annotation, cellular component: chromatin. NCBI's taxonomy places the organism in Eukaryota, Metazoa, Chordata, Testudines, Geoemydidae. The coding region runs from base 517 to 2553 and encodes 678 amino acids. Gene Ontology annotation, biological process: regulation of transcription by RNA polymerase II. The transcript is spliced from 2 exons. The record is from RefSeq and is a predicted model, not a curated record.
GGCUCCCAGCUACAGGCAGAGCCCUUCCUGCGGGCUUCUCUGCUUUUACAUUUUGCUUUUGGAACUGAGAUCUUCCCAGCUUCUUCUUGUUUUUCUGCUCACGUUCUGGAAGGUGUGAGAGCACAUAGUAGUGAAGGUGCUGGCCCUUUAAGAAGUCCUGCUGGCCUGAGAGUCUUGAGACAAUAGCCAUUAUCACUUUAGCUUUGGAAGUGACCCCUGAAUCUGCACUCCUUUCAUCUUGGAUACAAGAGCACUUGAGGAUGGACUAUUUCCUGGUGGGGGAGGGGAGGAGCUGAGACCCCUUCACACAAGCCAAAGCCAAUCACUCCAGAUGUUUCACUCCAGAUCUGAAACCAGUUCCAGUCUGAAUGUGGGACCCAGCUGAGAAAGUGGAGCCUGCUGCGCUUCCUGCUGCAGGAUUUAAAUGUCCAGGGACCUGCCUUGCAGAGGGAGCAAGGCAAGCAGCAGCCGGGGAUUGGCUGGUGUGAGCUCUAGUGCUCUGCCCAACAAGCAAGGAUGAUCCAGCGGCACCAGCUAGUGCAGUCUGUACUGCAGGAGCUGCAGGAGGCCACCGAAUGCUUUGGGCUAGAGGGACUAACAAGCGCAGCCCUGGAGGCUGAGAGGACCUUGUCCUCUUUCUCCCUACCCAGCUACUGCGGGAGGCAGUUCCAGGAAGAGUUGGAAGUUGACCGGGUGGCAAGAAGCCUGUAUCCGGAGGAUGCCCCCAGCAACAUGCUGCCUCUGGUCUGCAAGGGGGAGGGGAACCACCUGUUUGAGGCAGCCAGUGUGCUGCUGUGGGGGAAUCCUAGCCUGAGUCUGGAGCUGCAGGUGCGCACAGUUGUGGAGAUGCUGCUGCACAAACAUUACUACCUGAACGGCAUGAUUGACUCCAAGGUGAUGCUGCAGGCUGCCCGCUACUCCCUCUGCACUGAGGAGUCCCCCGAGAUGACCAGCCUGCCUCUGGCCAUCCUCGAGGCCAUUUUUGAUGCUGACAUCAAGGCCACUUGUUUCCCUGGUACCUUUGCCAACAUGUGGCAUGUCUACGCCCUGGCCUCGGUGCUGCAGUGUAACAUCUACUCCAUCUACCCUAUGAGCAACUUGAAGAUCCGGCCAUACUUCAACCGCCUCAUCCGGCCCAGGAAGUGUGGCCCACAGACCUCCACGCUCCACAUCAUGUGGUCAGGGCAGCAGCUCUCCUCACAGGUCUUCAAAGCACAAUACUUCGUGGCUGUGGUAGGCCUGGAAGAGCUGGAACCCACAACCCCUUCUCCAGAGCCUCCAGUCCAGCCAGUCCAGACUCUGGAGCUGCUGAAGAGUGACCCCCGGCUGACCUACUUUAACCUGUGUGACCGCUACAGCAUCACCAAGAGCACCUUCUACCGCUGGAAGCGCCAGUCCCGGGAGCACAGGCAGAAAGCAGCCACCAGGUUUGCAGCCAAACAUUUCCUGCAGUCUUGCUUCCAAGAGGGCAAUGUGAUCCCUCUUCAGCACUUCCGACAAAUGUUCCCAGAAAUCUCCCGCUCCACUUACUACGCUUGGAAGCACGAAAUGCAGAGCAUGGUCAAUGGUGGCGAUACCUCUGCUCCAGCUGAGUCCAUGGUGCCACAGGAGCCUCAUGGAGACCAUCAAAAAAAGCCCCACCCAGACAGGGAUGAUGCAGCAAAGUCAGAGGGGGGCCUAAGGCCGAAGAUCCCUCCCCUGGAGCCCAACCAAGCAGGAAUCUUCAUGCAAGGAGCCAAGUCAUACCUAGAGAAAUGCAUCUCCAUGAACACUCUGGUGCCCUACAGGUGCUUCAAGCGCAGCUUCCCUGGUAUCUCCAGGUCCACCUACUACAACUGGCGGAGAAAAGCCAUUAAGGGGAACCCCAACUUCAAACCCCCUCAGCCUCCCUCAGUCAGCCAGAAGCCCCUAGUGAAAGGGAAGGCAUACCUGCCAUUCAAGCCUGGAAAUCUGCCUGGCAGGAAAAGGCUGAAUGGACACCGGCCAGAGCCCAGAAGUCUCCUCCAGCUCAAACCCUCUCUCUAUAACUGGAGAAAGCAGCUUCGAGACAUGGCCAAGAGGCAUGUCCAGCAGUGGCGGCUGCCAUUCUGCAAGUUCCGCCUGCGCUACCCAGGCUUCUCUUCCACAGCCUAUUGGUUCUGGAAGAGAAGCAGCCAGCAGAUGAACAAGCAUCCUCUCUGGACCAGCUCAUCCCAACAGCUGAGUCAGGUCAUCUCCGAGGCUCCUGGAAAAGCAGAGCCUGCGAUCAAACCACAGUCACAAAUGGAAGUAGCUCCCAGGCAUCUAGACAAGCAGGCAUCAGUCACUCCCUACAAUGCCACAAUCUCAGGUUAUGCCAUGUCAGAAAGAGCCAACAGCCGGAUGUUCGUGAUGGAUGUGAUUGCCACUGCCCAGUUCAAAGCUCAGGCCAAACUGUUCCUGCAGCAGCGCUUUGAAUCGAAAACCUUCCCGACCUACAAGGAGUUCAGUGCCCACUUCCCCCUCACGGCACGCUCCACCUACUACAUGUGGAAGCGCGCGCUGCAUGAUGGACUGACGCUAGUGGAUGCCUGAGGGUGGGCUGCCUGCUGGAACCUGCUCUCUGCUGUCCAGUUGGGAGGGCAGUGUUUGUGAGCUGUGAUUCAGCUCUCUCUCUCUUUCUUUGUGGGUUUUUUUUUUUCCCUUUUAUUUUGUUUUCCCUUCUGUUUGGCUAGAUCUGGUCUCGGGGUGCAGGGACCAGGUCUGCACACUGCCAGUCCCUGGAGGUGCGGGGAGUGGAAUGAGAGCUCUGUUUUGUGUUGGGUUUAUUUCUGGGCUGCCAAGAUGCCCCAAAAGAAAAAGGCAAAAUGGAGUUUGCCUUCUUCUGGUGCUUAGGCUGGGAUACAGGGUGGUGGAAUGGGGGAAGAGGGAGGGAUAUGUGACUCUGAAAUGUUCCUGUAGGUGCCCUGGGUGUAAAUGCCCUUAAUUCAUGGGCCGACAAGCUGCAGGCCUCCAUUCUAAAUGCUGUGUGCAGGAUUUGCGGGCUCACCUGCCCCAGGUCACUGUCCAACCCAAAAUCGAUCUUGUUAACGUCAAGAUUUUCUUGGGAAUGAGGUGAGCCAUAUGGUACCUGGCCCAGAGAUCAACAAGCUCAUUCUCGCUCAGGCCCCAAGAAGUGGUGCUGAGACUGUCCCAUGCAUGGUGUUCUUAGGAAGAGUUCCUAACAGCCCAGCUUUGGGUGGGGGGCACCCUGGAGGCUGCACUGACAGUUGGGGAGCAGCCUCCCUGCUUUGUGUAUUCCUUGUUGGUUUAGGAGCAGGGGCUGGGGGCUGAGGAGCAGUUUAGGUCAGGCACAGCAGUGACAUGAUCUGGGGUUUUGUGACUGUAUUAGUUCCAGAGGCCAUGUGACUCUGUGGCUUUCCUGAUCACUCAUCUCCUGUGACUACAGGCAGGGCAAUAAGACUUCCUGGCAUUCUUUGGUUGAUAAGUGGAUUGUGUUCCUGUUUCCUUCAGUCUGCCCUUCCUCUCUGGGAAUGAUCACAUGUAGAUCUUCAGCUAAGCAGGGACCUGUCGGCCUUGUCCCAUUCAAGCCUGUGUCUUGCAGUCCUUUGCAGGCUCUGGAGAAAGAGAACUUCCCUGAGUCCUCUGCCCUAGUAGUAAGUGACCUCACUCCUGUGCCCCUCUGCAGUCCCAGUGAGCAUGUGCCUUUAUGUUCCUGCUCUCCAGGAGCCUGAUAGGACGCCCCAACCUGCUGCCCACUGCAGGGGGUAGAGAGACAGCACUGUGGGCUGGGGGGGGUGC